Bipolaris zeicola 26-R-13 is the source of this 726-nucleotide messenger RNA. RefSeq lists its product as uncharacterized. The transcript is spliced from 4 exons. NCBI's taxonomy places the organism in Eukaryota, Fungi, Ascomycota, Dothideomycetes, Pleosporales, Pleosporaceae. The record is from RefSeq and is a predicted model, not a curated record. Gene Ontology annotation, molecular function: nucleic acid binding; protein-lysine N-methyltransferase activity. Bases 1 to 726 code for a protein of 241 amino acids. Gene Ontology annotation, biological process: methylation.
AUGGUACCGAUGAUUGAAGACGACGACGAUAUUCCACAGCUUUCGGGCGACGCCCUAGCAGCGCUUCAACAAUUUUACGGCGAGCGGGAUGAACGUGCAAAGCAGUUUGAAGAUCUGAAAGCCAAGGCGGAAGAUGACUUUGAUGGAAAACUGUCCAUGGAUGUAUUCACAGAAGAUUGGAACGCAAGUCAGUUCUGGUACAGUGACGAGACUGCCACGGUCCUUGCGAAGCAACUUCUGGAUGGCGCUACCGAUGGGACGAGAAUCGCAGUUGUAUCAGCGCCCAGCGCUUUUAUACAGCUAAAGAAUUUGAUCAACUCAGGUGAAGUCCCAUGUCGGCCGCAGAUCAAACUUCUCGAAUUCGACGAACGCUUUGCGGUCUUCAAAGAGUUUGUCUCAUACGACUUUGAGAAAGCGAUCCAGCUACCGCCUGAACUCAAAGGCUCGUUCGAUGCUAUCAUUUGCGACCCGCCAUUUCUGAGUCAAGACUGCCAGACUAAAGCCGCUCUGACUGUACGAUGGCUGGCCAAGUCAUGGUCACAAGACUCGUUUCGUCUUAUUGUCUGCACUGGAGAGCGCAUGGAGAGUUUGGUCACCGAGAAACUCUACGGCAAAGUAGGAUUGAAGACUACAGACUAUGAGAUUAUACACGCGAAAGGUUUGAGCAACGAGUUCAGGUGUUAUUCCAACUUUGAAUCCGAAGCAUGGAAGUGGAAAUCAUCAUGA